GUUGGCUGUAAUGUCUUCAUAUGACCUCAAGAUGGCAGACUGCACCAAGAAUCUCCUUCGCCUUAUCAACGUCUCUCUCAAUAUACUGGCUGACAAGAUGAACCACAGCUCGACUGAACCGGCGGAGACCAUCGAGCCCCUGCGCUAUCUCAGGGUAUACUUUACAGAAUACUGACUCCAAGAAUGGAAGCAGCAGCAACACAGAAUGUCUCCCAGACAGUCGACGAGCAGGGAUAUCUUCUACGUCAACAUUGUGACCAGCUAGCACAACUGGGGAUGGCUAUGGAAGAGGUUCUUCACAGUGUGCAACGUCUCGAACAUACCCGGGAGCUGUUGCCGUCAACUGGCGCAGGAUACUCUACAACCAGCACAACAGCCCAUUCAGCAACGCGCUCAGGUCAGCAAUGCCCGUUUGUCCCUCCUGGAUAAAUAUGACGGUACCCCCAUCUAAAUGUUGUGGCUUCCUACUUCAGUGCUCCGUCUACUUUACACACCAGAUGGGAGCCCCCUCCACCAAGAGAUCCAAGGUUGCCACGGUUAUUUCUCUGCUCAAUGGGUGGGCGUUGGAAUGGGCCACGGCCGUCUGGGAGACGCGUUGGAAUGGGCCACGGCCAUCUGGACCUCCUGUGCGAGAAGGAACUGGCCUGUCGAGACGACAAUCUCUCCUUGGACGCACUCAUUGUGAUGGCCAUCCGUCUGGAUAACCUACUUCGCGCAGACGCAUCUACCCUCUGUCGGUGGCUGAGACCCAGGUCAUGGAGGAUUACAUCCAAGGGGCGCUCCAACAAGGUUUCAUCCGCACGUCCACUUCUCCUGCGUCUGCAGGAUUCUUCAUGGCCAAGGAGGAUGGAGGGUUACGUCCAUGUAUCGAUUACAGAGGACUCAAUUAAAUCACCACAAAGUACCAUUACCGCCAAGGAACCAUUCGUCAUCCUCACCGACAAUCGGAACCCGGAGUACAUACAGACAACGAGGCUGAAUCCGCGCCAAGCAAGGUGGGCCCUUUUCUUCACAAGGUUAGACUUCACACUGACCCAGGUAAAAAAAAACACCAAGGCCGAUGCCCUGUCCAGUCUCUACAAUUCGGGAGAGGGUCCUGUCCAGAAUGCACCUAUAAUCCCAUCCUCCCGAGUCGUAGCUCCUGUGGUAUGGAUCGUAUUUGUGGACAUUCGCCAGGCUCUGGAGAGGGACCCCGCACCCACUAACUGUCCUCCCGAGCGCAUCUACGUUCCCAUGGCGAUAAGGGAUCAGCUGCUGAACUGGGCGCACACAGCUGUCGUCGCUGGACAUCCAGGUAUUCCUCGCCCUACCCAAUCCAUCUCUGAGAAGUACUGGUGGCCCACCUUGGCGCAGGACAUCACUCGUUACGUCAACUCCUGUUCCGUAUGUGCCCAAACCAAUCCCCCCGGAACGCUCCAGCAGGGAAACUCCUUCCCGUGCCUCAGCGUCCCUGGUCCCAUCUAUCCAUUGACUUUGUUACUGAUCUCCCCUCCUCUGAUGGUUUCACCACCAUUUUGGUGGUUGUGGAUAGAUUUUCAAAAUCCUGUCGUUUAAUCCCUCUUUCUGGUCUUCAUACUGCUCUCCAGGUCGCUGAGGCACUAUCCCAGCAGAUCUUCCGCCAUUAUGGCCUUCCGGAGGACAUCGUCUCCGACCGUGGCCCCCAAUUCACAUCUCGGAUAUGGAGAGCCUUUAUGGAGAUGCUCGGGGUCACGCCCAGCCUCAGUCCAACGGGCAGGUGGAGAGAAUGAACCAGGAGGUUCCUGAGGAGUCACUGUCUGGACCGGCAGGGAGAGUGGGCUCGAUUCCUUCCAUGGGCGGAGUAUGCCCAGAACUCGCUACGUCACUCCUCCACUGGGUUGACCCCCUUCCAGUAUGUUCUGGGUUUUCAGCCGGCCCUGGCUCCGUGGACACCGGGCCAGACAAAAGCUCUUGCGGUUGAUGAGUGGUUCAGGCGUGAAGUGUGGAGUGAUGCUCACGAGACUCCAGCGCCCCGUCCACCAUCAAAAGGAGCAGGCAGACCACCACUGCAGUGAGACGCCCGUGUACCACUCUGGGGAUCGUAUCUGGCUUUCUACCAGGAACCUCCCACUGCAUUGCAGUGCUAGAGG
Molecule: messenger RNA, 2108 nt
Organism: Salmo salar (Atlantic salmon)
Lineage: Eukaryota; Metazoa; Chordata; Actinopteri; Salmoniformes; Salmonidae
Source: RefSeq, a predicted model, not a curated record